Symbiodinium pilosum is the source of this 996-nucleotide messenger RNA. The record is from the annotation of a GenBank genome assembly. Lineage: Eukaryota; Dinophyceae; Suessiales; Symbiodiniaceae.
AUGCGAAGCGCAUCGCAUGUGCUGGUCAUUCCCAACGACACGGUGAGCAUUUAUACAAGACUCUGGUGUGUGUAUGAGGCAUAUCUUGGCACCUGCUGGCACAAGACGUGCCUGAUGCCUACGCAACCAAAGUUGGUAGUACACAGGUCGGUCGUCGCAUCAACCAUUAUCAUCCCUUGCGGUAUUGGCCUGUUGAUCGGGUCAAUGUGGCUGGUAUUUAUCUCUGGUCACAAGACCCUUUCACACAACAUGGCGACGCUCCUCAUGUUCCUUUGCGUCACCGGAACGGCUCUUUGCUUUGCACUCUCGCUGCUCAUCAAGCUAACAUUUCUUGAGUUUAUCAUGGCCUGGCGCGUGUGGGUGAAGAUGAUGAUUGUCAGGACAAUGCACAUCCUUCUGCUGCCCGCGUGUAUAGCGGUGGCCUGUGCUUGGUUCAGCCUGAAACCUCACUUCUUCUCUGCCUGGGAGCAGUUCCUGCACUAUUUCAUCCCGGUGGCGCUUGUGCUCUUUAACCUCCUCCGUAUCACUCAGCUGAACCAGCACCGCCUCGAAACCCUGGAGCUUACCAGACAGGCGAGUAACUUGCAGAUUCGCACGCUGGAUGAGGCAACUUGUACAAAUCCCACGGAUGAGCGUCGGAUUCGAGACGACAUCCAGGGUCACGAGGCAGAUGUCGAUUUGACCAUCAAGGUGCUUAUGAAAGCUGGGGCUUACAAUGACUCACUUCGAAAUGCAUUCGAAGCGGGACUGGACAUCAGCGGAAUCGGCAACACGGACCUUUUGACCAAGAUGGGCACGGCGACCAUGCUUUGGGUCCUAGCCAUUGUGGACUCUAUGGGUUUCGUGGACAACUACGCUGCUUGCAGCAUCGGCAGCGUCGGCUGGCUUUACUUGUCCAUAGCAUCUUCCACCCUGCUGCUGGGGGAAUUAGCAGAGCUGUCUGGGUUGCUUUUAGUACAAAAAUUGUCACAUCGCAGAAGGUUUCAUGUUUUGUAA